CAUACUUUCUGUACCGAAAGGAAAAAAAGUUAUUCCACGGGUCAUACGUCAUUGCCUUCCCGAACAAAUAUUUAAUUUAAUCACAAUAUUAGUAUCCAAUUUUGAAACAUUAGAUGUAUGCAAAGGUGCAAUUUGGGGGCCUCAAGGAAAUGUUAGUCCAACAAUGUUAGAAGAAGUUGAACUGUUUAUGAACACUGUUGUCCCACCUUUGCUACAAUUUGUUGCUGAAUCCCCAUUAAGGAUUGUGAUUGGAUUAUUUGGAUUAUUUAUCGAAAGAAAUAAUAUC
Racocetra fulgida is the source of this 286-nucleotide messenger RNA. NCBI's taxonomy places the organism in Eukaryota, Fungi, Glomeromycota, Glomeromycetes, Diversisporales, Gigasporaceae. The record is from the annotation of a GenBank genome assembly.